GAUUUUGUCGCUGAGCUGCGCUGCUUAAUGGUCGCCAAACGUAGGCAUGGCAUACCGUGUACGCUGACGUGUGUGUGAAGUACUACCGGUAAAAAAAAAUAAAGGAAACAACGGGACAGGCUGAUCUAACUUUUGCAUUAUUUUGUCGUCGAAUUAUCAGAACAAGAUGGCAACCUGUAAUUGCAUACUUUUCAUUGCUAUUGUGGCAAUGUGUAUGUCAACAAUCAAAGCAUAUUUCAUCGCCAUUGAUGCCCACGCCGAAGAAUGUUUCCACGACAGAGUGUCAUCGGGAACGAGAAUGGCUCUCACAUUUGAAGUUGCUGAGGGAGGAUUUCUCGACAUUGAUGUCAAGAUUUCUGGACCAGAUGGCAAAGCUAUUCACACAGGGGAGAGGGAAUCUAACGGUAAAUACACUUUUGCAGCACACAUGGAUGGAGUGUACAGAUACUGCUUUAGCAAUAAGAUGUCCACGAUGACCCCUAAGAUUGUUAUGUUCUCUAUGGACGUAGGGGACCAGCCAAAAGAUCAGGGAAUUGAGACAGAAGAACAUCAAAGCAAACUGGAAGAAAUGGUAAAUGAACUGGCAACAGGUCUAACUGGAGUCAAGCAUGAACUAGAAUAUAUGGAAGUCAGAGAAAGAGUCCAUAGAUCAAUCAACGACAACACAAAUUCCAGAGUAGUAUUAUGGGCUUUCUUUGAGAGCUUGGUGUUGGUUGCCAUGACGCUGGGACAGGUGUAUUACCUCAAGCGAUUCUUCGAAGUCAGAAGAGUGGUGUAAAUAAUAAUUAUGGUGUAGUAUGUAGGCUUCAAUAUCACGGGAGAGUUUCACAAAGCGUCUUAUCUGUGAUUUUCACUGACAAUUUUGCUCUUAGCCAAUCAGAUGGGAGGUUUUCAUAAGCUUCUUAUAGUGGUCAGUGAGAAUCAGGAAUAAGAGGUUUGAUGAGAUUCUUGUCAUGGGAGAUUCUCCCGCAAAGACCAAGAUUGACUGAGAUUGCACUUAUCUGUAUGGCAGGCCAUCCAUCCAUAACACUGUCUGAUUUUUCAGUCGGGCUUUGUCGUUCCUGUAAACCUACUACAGAUAGAAGUUAUCAAUUGAUUCAGAGUCUUGGUCCAGUAUUUGACAUUAUAGGUCAGUUUUCCGAUAUAAAAUAAUCAGAUCCAUACAUGUCUGUAAAAAUAUCAUCACAUACAAAGCAGUCUGAUACUCUUAUAAUGGAUAAUAUAUGCACAUUUGAUCGUCAUCGUACACUAACAGCAUAGACCUAUUUUUAAACAAAUAUCAGAGAUAUAAAAAAUAUUCUGUUUAUUUCUGACCAUGAUCAGAACAUUCCAAGAAAAAUAAUGAUGAUGAUAACCAAUAGUAUUAAUGGCUUUAUUGGCCUCCCAUAGUUAUGUGAAAUUUUGGUAAAUCUUUGUCUUUAUGAAACAUGCUCUCAGGGCCCAUAUUCAUAAAGCCUUACAAGGCCUGGGGUCUGUUUGACAGACAGUGUUAAACAUCUUUUAUACUCCCAGCUGCAUGCUCUACAUAACAUAUGACCUCAUUGGUCUGUUCUGUGUAGUCAAUGUGCUAUGGCAAAUUGCUGUAGACAGAUUGGGGUAUUUAAAUCAUUCCUGGCAAGGACUGCUAUUUGCUCUACCUUUCAAAAUACUUAAGAAUCCAAAACUGAGUUUAUUUUAUGAAUAUGGGCCUAGAACUGUAUGUUAAAGAUACUUUAGAAUUAAAGGUCAUUUUGAAAUCUAGCCAAUAAUAUGAUAUGUUUCUUGCUCAGUAUUGCCUCAACUUCAUGACUUUGUAUUGAUUAUUGGGUUGUUUUUUCUGCUUGAUAACCAUAUUACCAGUCCAGAAUCCCUUGUUGCUAUAAAAUGAGAAAAAAUUGUGCCUGUAAUUUCAAAUCUACCUAUAAUAAAUCUUUUUGUUAGGACCAUACUUGAUGUGCUUAAAAAAUUGACCAGUGUAUUUUCUAUUGUUGCAAUAAUAAACUUUUGAAUCCAGUAAUUAAUAUGUAAUUAAUAUUGACUUUAACAUAACUUUUGCUUUUUUCUUUAUUUGAAAAUACAAAUAUUCAAACAUAAAAAUUAAAAAAUAUUUGUCACUGCUAAAGUUUAGUAUGAAUGUUGUUUAAAUUGUAGAAUGAAUACGAAAAGUGACACUUAAAAAGAAUGCAACAGUUUCUUAUUGGAGAAUGAAACCCUUGAAACCAGCUGAAUCCAUAUCAAAGAGAAAAAUCAAAGAAACAUAUUGUUGAAAGUUUGAGGAAGAUUGAAUGAAUAAUAAGAAAGUUAUGAGCAUUUGAAUAUUGAGAUCACUAAUGCCAUGUAGUUCCUCCCAUUGGCAAUGCGACCAAGAUCUGUGAUCUCACACACGUACAACUCCCUCAUUACUUUAGUACUUAUUUCACUUAUAUUCUCACUUUUAUAGAGUCUAUCACAAGGUGAGGUGUUCUCUUUAUGAGAUGACAAGUAAAGAGGUUUCACAACAUUAUAUCAUUGAUGAAUCGUUUGUCAUAUGAUUAGAAUGAGCAAAAAGAGAUGUUUUGGGGUAUAUUUUCAGUGUCCAAAAGGGGAGAGUUGUUCAUCUGUGACAUCAUAGAUCUUGGUCGCAUUGCCAAUGGGAGGAUCUCCAUAGCAUUAGUGAUCUCGACAUUCAAAUGCUCAUAACUCUUCUAUUGCUAGUCCUAUUUUACUCAAACUUUUGUUGAUCUUAUUCUUUGAUUUUUCUGCUUUCACAAAAGCUAACUUGCUCCAAGAGUUUCAUUCUCCUUUAACCCAUUAAUAUCAAAUUUUCCAUUCAAAUACAUAUGAUAUAGAAAAGACAUACCAUAUUUUUUGGAAUAUCAACCGUGGCCGUGUAUUAACCGCACCCCAAAUCGGGAGGCUAAAAAAAAAAUUGGCAAACCGAAUGUGUUGACAUUUUGGGAUAGUCAGUUUCAUUCAUAAUUUUAAAAGAUCAGAUAUAUUACUAAUUUUUGUAUUUAAAAAAUGGUUGCUUCAUUCUUUAAUAUUAUUUUUCAAAGAAUAUAAAUUAUUUCUUUGUAUAAUAAAGAAAAAAAGGCCAUGAAAUGGCAGUAUUGUAUAUCAAACUUAUAGUCUAAAAAGAAAAAAAAUGUUGAGAAACUGAGGGGGAAAAUGAAGAAUGGAGGACAUUAUUUAUUGCCUUUUUUCUAACCGAUUAUGAUUACAUGCCUAUUGUAGAGCAUUUUCCAUGCAUUUUUUAGGUGUAAAAAAAGUUUUCAUUACAAGACAACCAGGGAUAUUUUAAGGAAAAGGAGUUCAUAAAAUGGCAUUUUUGAAUUUUUUAUCAAAAUUAUGGUAUAAAAAGGGAAAGUUAUUUUUUUUCAUAUUGAGAGAAAAAGGAGAGAAAUAAAGAAUAAAGAACAACAUUUAUUGCCUUUUUAAAUAACCGAUUAUGAUUACAUGCUUAUUGAAGAGCAUUUUCCAUGCAUUUUUAGCUGAAAAAAAGUUUUCAUCACAAAACAAAUUGAUAGUAAUUAAAUGAAUAAUAUAAAACAACCUUUACAAAGAAGAUUUUUCAAAGAAAACUUCACAAAAUAUAUUUUAAGUAACCAACAAAUAAUUAUACAUUAAAUAUUCUAUAUAAUUCUUGGUUGGUUGACCACUCUAAUUACUGAAGAAACAUAGUCAGCUUCCUGAUGAGAAUUUGUUUCUUUGGAUUCGAUUAACUGCACCCAAUUUUUUCAAGAUUAAAAAGCGGGAAAAAAGGUGCGGUUUAUACACUGGAAAAUACGGUAUUUUGGAUAAGCUAGAUGUUGAUAUAAGCAGAAAAUUUCAAAUUAAUCACAAUCAUGAUAUUUUAGAUUUAUACUUUUAAAUCCUAAAAUUGUCAAUUCAUUUUGUUAUUAAAGUGUUUUUCAAAUGAUAAACUUGGAGAAAAAAAACUUGAUUUUGUGAACUGUCGUGAGUACAGAAAGGGUGUAGCGCAUUUUAAAUAAGAAAAAUUUGUAUUUAUUAAUAUAGGAUUGCAUCUUCAUUUCUUAUUUGUGGUUUGUCAAUUUAGAUGUACAUGUAGAUAGUAUUUGAAUUAAUAAGUAUAAAAUUGGUCAUCAAUUCAUUCGUAGCAAAGAAGUAUAUGUAGACUGCAUGAAUCGUUUAGGUACGUAAGGUCUGUCAUGGUCCGAUGGUUUAUUUCUAGGAUCCAUAUUUUCUUUUAGAUAUAUUUUUGUUUUCAGUACUUUUCUCUAUCUUUCCUUGAAUUAUUCAUUUCAUCAUGUUUGAGAUAUAAUGUGUCUUUAUAAUUCUUCUGUCAGUGAGGUUGAGUUUUAUUGAUUCAUGACUCUGUCUGAGGGUAGAUUUCAUGUUAGAAAUUUCCCAUGUGAAUGGCCUUGACAGUUGUGAUUUGUUUGGCAGCUAUUUACCUGAAUUUGUAACAUUUAUUUUCCUUAUGAAUUUUGUAGAUUACAUGGUAACAAUCACACUGGAUGACAAAUUGUUUUGCAAUUAUGAUCAUAAUACAUAAUCAGAUAUUCCAUCAUUAGUGUAAGAAAAUUAC
Molecule: messenger RNA, 4507 nt
Organism: Lytechinus pictus (painted urchin)
Lineage: Eukaryota; Metazoa; Echinodermata; Echinoidea; Temnopleuroida; Toxopneustidae
Product: transmembrane emp24 domain-containing protein 2-like
Exons: 4
Coding region: 167-778 (203 amino acids)
Biological process (GO): Golgi organization; endoplasmic reticulum to Golgi vesicle-mediated transport; intracellular protein transport
Cellular component (GO): endoplasmic reticulum-Golgi intermediate compartment; endoplasmic reticulum; Golgi apparatus
Source: RefSeq, a predicted model, not a curated record